This is a messenger RNA of Funneliformis mosseae, 513 nucleotides long. The record is from the annotation of a GenBank genome assembly. Lineage: Eukaryota; Fungi; Glomeromycota; Glomeromycetes; Glomerales; Glomeraceae.
AUGUCUAAGAGACCCAUUUUAUAUAUUUCCGUGGAAAGCUCCACCGAUACCGUAGAAAUUAUAAUAAUGUUAUUAUUGUAUCUUGCAGAGCAUUUACGUAGACACACUCAACAAAGACCAUUUAUGAUCUUUGAAUUUACAUAUCUUUUAAUUAACCGGAAAGUCAAAGAUGUUUACGUGAAGAGAGAGGUCAGCAAAGACGAAGCUGUCAUUUUUAUGAAAGGAAAAGACAAUAAAUAUGAAAUCAUACCACUAAGUAAUACCGCAAAAUUAUCUUAUCGUGAUGUUCUCGUUAAAGGAAGAGCCAAUGAAACCAAAGACUUAGAGGAUUUUAUGAAUAGACGUCAUAGACAUAAUGAAAAUUAUGAUGAUUUACCCGACGCACCACAAGAAGUAUUGUCUGAGGCCGAACAGGAAAACCUUAUUUUUGAAACACUUCGUGAAGUUUACAAAGAUAUAAAGGCUGGUGAAUACUUUGAAAAAGCCUUUGAAAAGUUGGAAAGGGGAUUUUGA